Molecule: messenger RNA, 7550 nt
Organism: Anolis carolinensis (green anole)
Lineage: Eukaryota; Metazoa; Chordata; Lepidosauria; Squamata; Anolidae
Gene: itsn2
Product: intersectin 2
Exons: 30
Coding region: 318-4196 (1292 amino acids)
Biological process (GO): clathrin-dependent synaptic vesicle endocytosis; endosomal transport; positive regulation of Rho protein signal transduction
Cellular component (GO): presynaptic membrane; cytoplasm; plasma membrane
Molecular function (GO): calcium ion binding; protein binding; molecular adaptor activity
Source: RefSeq, a predicted model, not a curated record
UUCCGGCCCAGAGAGAGGGAGAGAGAAGGGCCCUCGCCUUAGAGCGGGCUUCUCCGAGGCUUCAGGGCAGGAAGGGCAUGGGCACACUUGGGCCCUGAAGGCGGGCGAGUGGGUGCUAGCCUUCCCUGUGGCCGCCGCCAUGUUCUGGCUUUGACGCAGCCGCCCUCGAGGGGGAGAGAGGGAGGCGGAGCAGAAGCUCCGGGAAGCAGCUCGGAGGAGGGAGGGUGGCAGCCAAGCAGGGGCUGACUGACUGACGGGCGGGCAGGCGACGCAACAGAUUGCAGAUGGCUGACAGCUAGCAAGAAACACUCAGGAUCAUGAUGGCACAGAUUCUUACAGGCAUAAAUGGAGGCCCAAACAUGUGGGCAAUCACUUCUGAAGAAAGAAUGAAAUAUGACAAGCAGUUUGACAGCCUUAAACCAAUUGGGGGUUAUGUUACAGGUGAUCAAGCUCGUAUGUUUUUCCUGCAGUCAGGCUUACCAUCUACAAUCUUGGCUGAAAUAUGGGCUCUCUCCGAUCUGAACAAAGAUGGGAAAAUGGAUAAACAGGAAUUUUCCAUAGCCAUGAAACUCAUCAAAUUAAAACUACAAGGCCAGCCUUUGCCUGUGGUCCUCCCUCCAGUCAUGAAGCAGUCACCAGUAUUCUCUCCCUUGAUUUCUGCUCGUUUUGGGAUGGGAAGCAUGCCGAACCUGUCUGUUCCAACAUCUGUUCCAACAAUCACACCAUUAGCUCCCAUGUCAUCUUUUGCUUCUGUAACUUCCAUCCCACCCUUGGUCAUUUCUGCUCCCCUUCUGCCUUCUGUCAGCACAUCAUCAUUGCCAAAUGGGACAUCCAGCCUCCUUCAGCCAUUACCCAUGUCGUACUCUUCAACUUUGCCUCAUUCCAGUUCAUAUAGUCCCAUGAUGGGGGGAUUUGGUGGUGCCAAUAUUCAGAAGACACAGUCCUUAAUCGAUUUAGGAUCCAGUAGUUCAAAUUCUUCUUCAACUACCUCACUCACUGGGAAUUCACCAAAGACUGGAUCUUCAGAUUGGGCAGUUCCUCAGGCUUCCAGGCUAAAAUACAGACAAAAAUUUAAUAGCCUUGAUAAAGGAAUGAGCGGAUAUUUGUCAGGAUUCCAGGCAAAAAAUGCCCUUCUGCAAUCAAACCUAUCCCAGACCCAGUUAGCUACUAUUUGGUCACUUGCUGACAUUGAUGGUAAUGGGCAGCUGAAAGCUGAAGAGUUCAUAUUAGCCAUGCACCUAACUGAUGUGGCCAAAGCUGGGCAACCUCUCCCAUUAACUCUCCCUCCUGAAUUAGUGCCACCUUCUUUGAGAAGUGAAAAAAGUGUUGAAAAAAUUAAUUGUGUUCUGCCAACAUACCAGAGAAUUCAAGAAGAAGAACCUCCCCAAAAAGCUCCAGCUACAUUUGAGGAUAAAAGAAAAGCAAACUAUGAGAGAGGGAACAUGGAGCUUGAAAAACGACGGCAAGUACUUCUGGAGCAGCAGCAACGAGAGUUGGAACGUAAAGCUCAGAAGGAAAGAGAAGAGAGGGAGCGGAGGGAGAGGGAGCAGCAGGAGCAGGAGCGGAAAAAGCAACUAGAACUGGAAAGGCACUUGGAAAAACAACGUGAGCUGGAAAGGCAAAGGGAAGAAGAAAGAAGGAAAGAAAUUGAAAGACGGGAGGCAGCAAAGCAGGAACUUGAACGCCAGCGGCGUCUGGAAUGGGAAAGGAUUCGGCGUCAAGAUCUUCUUAAUCAACGUAACAGAGAACAAGAAGAAAUUGUCAAGCUGGCCUCAAAGAAGAAAAGUCUUAAUCUUGAUUUAGAUGCAUUGAAUGAUAAACACCAGCAGAUCUCUGGGAGACUGAAAGAUGUACGAAUCAGAAAGCAAAACCAUAAAAAUGAACUUGAUCUUUUGGAUAAGAAAUGUGAUUUAGGAAUUAUUGAAAUCAAAGAACUACAGCAACAGCUUCAGGAAUAUCAGAACAAGUUGAUCCUCCUUAUUCCUGAAAAACAGCAGCUAAAUGAGAAAUUGAAUCACAUGCAACUUGACAACUCUUCUAGAACAGAUCUUAACUCACUGCACAAGAAGUCUUCAGAGAAAGAAGAAUUAUGCCAAAGACUUAGGGAGCAACUAGAUGCCCUAGAAAAAGAAACAGCUUCCAAGCUCUCUGAAAUGGAUACUUUUAAUAGCCAGCUCAAGUGUGAGACAAUGGAUGCUUCUGUUCUUCAGUGCCUUUUGUGUCUGCUAAGCUGUCUCAACAACCUCUUCCUCUUACUUAAGGAGCUGAGAGAAACCUAUAACACACAGCAGUUAGCCUUUGAGCAGCUUCACAGGAUCAAACAAGAUAAAAUCCAAGAGUUAGAAAGAAAGAAAAAUGAACUUGCACGGAAAAGAAGAAUAGAGGAUGAGGCUGCACGAAAAGCAAAACGGGAAAAGGAGAACUUGUGGCAGGAGACUAUCCGGAAAGAAGAAGAAGAAAAAAGAAAGCGAUUACAGGAAGAGCGCAUUCAAGAAAAACUCCAGGAGGAAAAACAAAAAGCUGAGGAUGCAACUGCCCAACACCGAGAGGUCCAGCAGCAAAAACUGGCAGAGGAGAAAUCUGAAGUGGGAAGAAGGAACAAAGAAGCAGAAAUUCUGAGAGAUUCUGAACAGCAAAGGCAGAAACAAAAAGAAGAAAAAAGAAGACAGGAAAAGAUUGCGAAAGAAGUUGAGGAAAGGCAUAAGCACUUUGAUGAAGAGAAGAAAAGAAAAGAUUCAGCCAAUUUACGAGAGUCAGAAAAGGCUAUUUCUCAGUCAAACUUACUUGAAAAAAAUACAGACAUCUUCACAGAGACUAAGAAUCAAUUGCUUAAAUCCCCAUUUAAGCAUGAAGGUCUUCCUGUCCGUAUCUCUGAAUCUGGGAAAUUGGGUGACUUUGUGAAUUACAGAGCAUUAUAUCAAUUUGAAGCAAGGAAUCAUGAUGAGAUUAGUUUCAAUUCUGGAGAUAUAAUUCAGGUUACUGAGAAAACUGAAGGAGAACCUGGUUGGUUAUAUGGGAGCUUCCAGGAGCGUUUUGGCUGGUUUCCCAGUAAUUAUGUAGAAAAAGUAUCUGAAAAAGGAAAAAACGUUUCACCUGCUAAAAAAGCUUUACUUCCUCCAGCAGUAUCUUUACCUGCUGCCUCAGUUCGUGUAGCAUCUACUUCACCAAGUAAGCCAACUGAAGAAAUUGAUUAUCAAAAUGUACCUUUCUCAAGUUUAAAUGUUAACACAUGGCAGAAAAAAUCUGCCUUUACUCGUACAGCUUCCCCAGGAUCUGUUUCUCCCAUCCAUGGACAGGGCCAAGUUGUAGAAAACGUAAAAGCGCAAGCGCUUUGUUCCUGGACUGCAAAGAAAGAUAACCACUUGAAUUUUUCAAAAAAUGACAUUAUAACAGUAUUGGAGCAACAAGAAAAUUGGUGGUUUGGAGAAGUAAAUGAAGGAAGAGGAUGGUUUCCCAAAUCCUAUGUAAAGAUCUUGCCUGGAAACGAAUCCCAAAGGGAGGAGCCAGAAGCUGUUUAUGCAGCUAUAAAUAAGAAAUUUACAAAACCAUUGUAUACUUUAGGAGAAGAGUAUAUAGCACUGUAUUCUUACACAAGUUCUGAACCAGGUGAUUUAACAUUCGUUGAAGGUGAAGAAAUUUUAGUCCUUCAGAAAGAUGGAGAAUGGUGGACUGGAAGCAUUGGUGAUAGAACUGGGAUCUUUCCUUCAAACUAUGUCAAACCAAAGGAUCAGGAUAUUUCUUCUGCUGCUGCUAGCAAAGCAGGAACAUUAAAUAGAAAACCAGAAAUUGCUCAGGUUACUACAGCCUAUACUGCAUCAGGAGCAGAGCAGCUGAGCCUUGCCCCUGGACAGCUGAUACUAAUUUUGAAAAAAAACUCUAGUGGAUGGUGGCAAGGAGAAUUGCAGGCUAGAGGGAAAAAAAGACAAAAAGGAUGGUUUCCUGCUACCCACGUGAAACUUUUAGGUCCAAGCAGUGAAAAGACUCCUCCUGCUGCUCUCCCAGUCUGUCAAGUGAUAGCAAUGUAUGACUACUUGGCAAACAAUGAAGAUGAGCUCAGCUUCUCCAAGGGACAGCUUAUUAAUGUACUGAACAAAGAUGAUCUGGAUUGGUGGCAAGGAGAAAUCAAUGGCAUUUCCGGCCUCUUUCCUUCCAAUUACGUGAAGAUGACCACAGACUCUGAUCCAAGCCAGCAGUGAUCCAAUGUUGUCUUCCUGGGUGAAAGCACCUCAGAGACCCACUACCCAAGUUUGACUAUAACAUGGAGGCAGGGUGGACAGCCUGUUCAGACCUCUCUGAAAAAAAUCAUUGGCUUCGCUUCAAUAUUUAAUCCACUCAAGACAUCAAAUUUGGUUUUCUGCUGUACAUUUACAGUCAAUUUCUGCAAACUGCUUAGUGGGUCUUUGUGUGGCUUUCUGCACUUUCCAUUACGGUUUCUUCUAUUCCCUUUAUUUAGGAACAGUGAUGAAUGAUUAGUGUCCUUGUCAAGUUAUCUCUUGACAUGGUGCAACUGUAGACACACAAAGACCUACUAUUGGUACUUUUUACAUGGACAGUUCUGUUCUUAUGAUGUUGCACCAUAUGUUUCUUUUGCUGAUUUAUAUUUGAUACAUUUAUCUCUCACAAUGCACUUCAUUUAUGAUUAUGACCACAGUGGCAGUACCGGGGUGGGGGGGAGGUGGGCAGAGGUAAAAUGAAAUCCUAUGUGCUUUUUAUGCACUUUAUACUGCCACUGUGUCUUUUGAGUUUUAGAUCGUAGAAACUUGUACAGAUAUGCUUUAAAAUGGAACAUAAUGACAGAACAGAUGUAAGCCAAAUCUGGUUUUGUGGCAAACUUUUUGUGGUCCUAUUUAAGAGUCUUGAUCAAGACUGUGCAUAGAAAGGUCUGGAAGUUCCUUACACCUUGCUGUCCAUCUUUCAGAUUGUGACAGUGUGAUCCCUUCCUCCUCUAAUGCCCAGCCCCUUCCCAUGAGCCCUGAGCCUUCAGAAGGGGAGGCCUGGCCCACUCGCAGAAAGCAGUGUCUAGGCCACACAUUGUGCUCUCAGCAAAGCAUUUUGUUCAGCCUCUUGCGUCACAUACAAUCCCAGGCAUGAUGGUUUUCAGUGACAUUUUCAUAGGGCUUUAUCUUAUACCAAGUGUGUAUAGAACCGCAAUUUAAUAAUCCUAUACAGUUCUAUACAUGUUACUCGGUGGUAAAUCCCACUGUGUUUCUUGGUACUUAUUUGCUAGUAUUUGAGAUUGUCACCUAAAUAAGAUGGACGUACAUGUAUUUGAAUGGAUUGCCUUUAUCUAAUGGAUUGCUAGGAAGAUUACUUUGUGCAAUACAGAGUGAUUAUGUGCCUACAUCAUGCUAAGAAUGAAGUUUUAAUCUUCUUUGUAUUGUACUGUGAUCAUUUCUCACAGAAUAAUGUAUGACCAGUAUUGGUGAUAGCAAAUAGCUCAACCUUCACCUGACAGUUUCCCCUUUUUUGUACACAAUAGGACUUUUAGCUGAUGCCACGAUGCUACAUCAGUACAAAAACUAAGCAUACUGGUCUGUUGUCAUUGAUUACCAUUGUGAUGUAGCAUCUUAACAAAGAAAUAGCUGGCAAUCAAAUAUUUGGGACAGUAAUGUGGAAACAGAGCAUUACAUGAGUGAAUUGCACCUAAUUCAGAACUAAAUUUAUCCCCUUAUCGGAGUGUAAGCAAUAUAUUUUUGGUAUCCCAAUAACCAGAAAAAGUUUACCUGAUUUGUUUUGGUUUAUUGGUUUAUUGACCUGGAUUUGUCACAACAUAUUUUCAUUAUAACACAAUAAAAAUUAACAUAAUUGCAUCCUUUUUCAGUGACCCUUUUAGUGCAUUAUUCUCUGAAAAAUGUUGGAUGGAAAACAAAAUUUUAAAGAUUUCAUCUGAAAAGCUAAUAUAUGCCCUCAGUGGCAAAUCACAUUGUUGGUAUUAAACAAGAGCUUCAGUGUGGUGAGCAAAGUAAGUUUUAGAUAUGACAUGUAAACCAGUCCCAUACUAACCUAGGUUUGGACAACUGUAAAACUCAUAUAGUACAAGUGCUGGAAGUAAGAAUGUUAUUAACAAAAGAUCCUUACCUUUUGUUAGUACCAUGGCAUCAGUAUUGCUUUGCCAUUUAAAAAAAAACACAUCUGGGUCCCACACCAUUUAUUUUUGUGUUUUAAAAUAUUUCACAAAUAAAAUCUGAAAUAGGUCACAAAAUGAUUAGGCAUUAGAUAACACUAUGUAACAACAUUUGAAAAGUUUUCUGUUCCUGGUUUGAAAAUGUUAUUUCCUGUUCAAUUGUGCAGUAUUUACUUUGAAAGUAGUUGUUACACUCCAGAAACUCUGUUUUUAGCUGCCACAAACUAUGUUGAAUUGGUUGAGACUCUAUGAGAUAUUCAUUGAGAAUCGAUAGCAAAAUGUGCUGCAGGAUGUCCAGCAAAAACAAAGUUUUUACAGUUUAAUAAUCUUUUUUCAUGUUUUUAAUGAUAGAACCAAUUAGGAAAUGACAUAACGCAGGAACAAAAAUUGUGUUACACAGUGUAAUGGAUCGUUUAUUCAGAAAUGGUUGCAUAAGCCCUUCCCCCUGCCAAGCCCCAAAUUGCCCCUAUGGCACACAUCCCAAGCAGUUCUGCAAGCCCCAAAAGUUGUUUCCUUUGUGGCAUGAAUGUCUGCUUGUUCAAAACAAGAAGCCAAAAGUAUAUGAACCCAAAACUUUGGGUGUGCAUAUGUUUUCUCUCUGAAUUGUGGUUUUUAGCUUUAAAUAUGAAUGGCUUUGUUCUUGCACUUUUUUGUGUGUGGUUAAGACUCAUUUUCAUGCAAGUACAGAGAAUUACAGUAUAUAAUUGGGGCAAUGUAAUACAGUUGUUUGGGGGGGGGGGUUGUUCCCCAUUCCAGAAUUAGGAUUAUUUUUCUAGAUGUAUGGGGAAUGAUAGUCAUGAGACUCCCAUAAGAGUAGGGGGAAAUUAGGAAUGUGGUUCUUUAGGUGUACCUAGAAAUUAACAUCUAAUUUGAUUAAGCAUUCUAAGGAACACAUAAGCUUGCUUGGGACUGUGUGAUAUUUAAGUCAUGAAAACAGCAAAAGAAAAUUCUAAACUAUUUUCUUUACAAGUAGAAAUAUAACAAUUAAACUUUGUUAAUUUUUAUAUAAAAAUUAUAGUGACUCACACCACUAAAUUGUGAUUUGCUAAUUGCUUUAUAUCACAGUAUUUGCCAAACAGUAUCUUGUGGCUUAUAUUACUUUUUUAUCCAGUUCAGGUGUGAGCUGCUUUUGAUCUAUCUGUUACAUGAAUGUUGACAGACCUCUAGUUGUAGUGGUGAUUUGGGCUGCUACAGCAUAAUGCUGCUUUAAUGUAAUUGAAAUUUAACUCUUUACAUAUCAUAGUGUUGAAUGUUGCCUUAAUCUUAUUUUGUUUUAGGGCUUUCUAUUAUUAAAUGUUUGGAAAUAAUCACCAGUGUUUCAUCAUGCAAACACAGCAAAUGCUGCGCAUGAGAUCAUUGUAGUUGUUUUUUAAAAAACUGGAAAUAACUAUGCAAACGUAUUUUAUUAAAAGGUCACACAGAAGAA